This is a messenger RNA of Triplophysa rosa, 1278 nucleotides long. It is a transcript of the gene fgl1, whose product is annotated as fibrinogen-like 1. The record is from RefSeq and is a predicted model, not a curated record. The coding region runs from base 164 to 1102 and encodes 312 amino acids. Gene Ontology annotation, biological process: regulation of immune response; negative regulation of T cell activation. NCBI's taxonomy places the organism in Eukaryota, Metazoa, Chordata, Actinopteri, Cypriniformes, Nemacheilidae. The transcript has 7 exons.
CAGCAGGAAAGUUUAUCAAACACCCAGAACAGACCCCAUGAGCAUUUAAACAUGUUGAAGUUGUUCUUUACUACAUGAACUGAACAGAGGGCUCUGAAACUCUGGAUUAAGUCUUACAAGAUUACUAGUUUGGAGUACAACCUUCUUUAAAUACGUUUUUUAAAUGAGUACAAGUAAAAUGUCAUUUUUGCUCAUCAUUUGGAUACUUUUUACUCUGGAUUUGUCUGAGUCUUCACACGAAGGAUGCCAAGAAGAGAUAAAUCUCCUUCAUGCACAGCUGAAAAGCCUGCAACUUCGUGAUACAAAGCAACAGGAGCUUAUCCAACGCCUGUUGAAUCUCAACCAUAGAGAUCAGUCUUCCCUAAAUGAGGGCACAUUUUUUGACCUGCGUGACAAACAAUACAUAGAUUGUGCUCAGAUUUUCAAAGAUGGUCACACGCAAAGUGGAUUUUACAUGAUUAAACCUUUGACAAGUCCAGCCAAGAUCCGAGUAUACUGCGAUAUGUCUGAUGGGGGUGGAUGGACAAUUUUCCAGAGACGUUCAGAUGGUGGGCAGUCAUUUGAAAGAGAUUGGAAUGAUUACAAAAACGGAUUUGGUGACAUGCAAUCUGCUGAUGGAGAGUUCUGGUUAGGAAAUGACAAUCUGUAUUAUUUGACAUCUCAAGAUGAUUACAAUCUAAGAAUCAAUCUAGAAGACUUUGAGGGUAGCCACCGGUAUGCAGUGUACAAAAAGAUUAAAGUGGAUAAUGAACAGAAUCAUUACCAGCUACAGUUUGGUGAAUACACUGGAAAUGCAGGUGAUGCUCUCUCUGGCAGUUAUCAUCCUGAGGUUCAGUGGUGGGCCAGCCACCAAGGAAUGAAAUUCAGUACACGAGACCGGGAUAAUGACCGCUACGAUCGCAAUUGUGCUCAGGAGGACAAGGGUGGCUGGUGGUUUAACAGAUGUCACUCUGCUAAUCUGAAUGGAUUCUACCGCAGAGGUCCGUACAGUGCAGUGACUGAUGAUGGAAUAGUGUGGUACCCAUGGCACGGCUGGUGGUACUCUCUCAAAUCUGUUCAAAUGAAGAUCAGACCAGCAAGCUUUGAGCCUAACGAUGUUUAAGACGUAUUGAUCUGUCAUUGUAUUGGUAUGAGUUUUUAAAAGGAGAUGAAUUUGUGGACGAUGGCAAAUAACAUUAUAAUCAAGCUUAUUAGUGAACCUCAGUUUCUUGACUAUUUACACAUCUAGUUUAAAAAGCACCUCACCUGUAUGUAGUAGCCUACAAUAAAGUGUUCAAG